Messenger RNA from Drosophila teissieri, 706 nucleotides. RefSeq lists its product as uncharacterized. Bases 93 to 659 code for a protein of 188 amino acids. Gene Ontology annotation, molecular function: structural constituent of ribosome. Gene Ontology annotation, cellular component: mitochondrial small ribosomal subunit; mitochondrion. The record is from RefSeq and is a predicted model, not a curated record. Lineage: Eukaryota; Metazoa; Arthropoda; Insecta; Diptera; Drosophilidae. The transcript has a single exon. Gene Ontology annotation, biological process: mitochondrial translation.
ACAGCUGUUCGACCUUUCCAGUGAUUGGCAAACUCACUGUUUUUAUAACUUGCAACAAAAAUUCAAUUAAAAUAGUGAAAGAACUCAGAAAAAUGGCACAAAAGGUGAUCAAGUAUUUUGGCCGCACCACAGACUUUCGUGGCAACACGCUGUGGGAGCUGGUCUCCGACCUGCCCAACUGGGGAGUGGGCCGCCUGCUCAUACGUAACAUGUUCCAGCGAUAUCCGGAGCCCUGCUACAUGCGGAUUUUGAAGGUGCAGUCCGUGGACGAGCAGCCCGGCGAGAUCCGCAAGGUGCGCGUUACAGUGGAAAAAACGUGGCGCGGCGUAACUCAGCCAAAGCCCGUUGAGAUCUACAGCACCAGCUAUAAGGCGGACUUCGAAUUGGUGCCCCAGGAUCAGGAAGCAAAGUACCUGAACAACAAGAAGAAGGUUGAACCGGCGGUUCUGCCCACCAAGAUUGACCUUCCGCCUCUGCUCCGCGAACUGGUAUCGGAGGAAACGGGCAACCCCAAUCCCCAGAUGAAGGUCCACUUCAAAGUUACCGACAACAAAACAGCCAGAUUAGCCAAGGAUGGUGAAAAGUCAACAGUUAAAUUCGCUCUUGGUGUUGGGCAGCCAAAACCCGUAAGCGCCAAGCUUUACGAAGGAUUAUUAUAAGCCUGGGACAUUGUUGAAAUAUUAAAUACAUCUAUUAUAAACUUAAA